Molecule: messenger RNA, 2426 nt
Organism: Paramormyrops kingsleyae
Lineage: Eukaryota; Metazoa; Chordata; Actinopteri; Osteoglossiformes; Mormyridae
Product: phosphorylase b kinase gamma catalytic chain, skeletal muscle/heart isoform
Biological process (GO): protein phosphorylation; glycogen metabolic process
Cellular component (GO): phosphorylase kinase complex
Molecular function (GO): ATP binding; phosphorylase kinase activity; calmodulin binding
Source: RefSeq, a predicted model, not a curated record
GAUUUUGUCAAGUUGCAUAGUUUGAGUUUGUCAAGUUACAGAUUCGUGUUAUUGCUGCUCGAAAAUACCAGUUACAGUAUACGUGUAUUAAAUUGAAAUUAACCAGUAGUUAAUAUAACCAUAUUCAGUAAGUUUUUUUCUGAAAUAGAAUGAAUAGUCUACCAUCUAGUCGUUUCUGAUACCAAAUGUUCACUGUCAAACCCUUCAUUACAAUAUAACUUUGGCGGUUACUCUUCAUGAAAUGCCAUGUAAGCUUAUCAGCGGGAUGCUCUUUCUUGGGGGAGAGAUCUCUCUGUCCCUCACACUGCCAUGUGUCAGUAAAGCUAUUUAGAUCGUGAGAGAAUAAAUUCAACACAUGAUCCAAGUUUAUGAAUAUUGUUAUACUAUAACUAUUACGGGAACUGGACUGUUAGCAGUAUUAAUGAUUUAUUUAAGAUAAAAUUUAAGGUGAUUUUGCAGUACUGAAAGUAGUGAAUUCUGUUCUGUUUUUGGUUUUAGGAUUACAUAUUUGCAUUCAUGUUGUUUGUUGGUGAAGGUGUCCAAAGAAUUAUGAUUGGAUUUGAAUAACAGUAUAAGCAUGAUUGAAACUUGGUAUCAUAUUUGCAGUUUUAGUUCAGUUUUGUUAUAUCCUUAAACAUGUACAGUUCUGAGUGAACCAUUCACCCCUUUGAGAUGCCAACUCAGCCUAUCUUUAACGCUAGACAAUUUCAUAACUGGCAUUUCAGGGAGGAUCCGGUGUCUGGCUCUCUCUCCACAGGCAGCUGGAGAGCCAUGGUGAAAGGACACUCUAUGGGUGUCAGAGCCUGCAGCUUAGUCUCAUAUUGGGUUUAUGCUUGAAUUUGUAUUCCAUAGCACGGUAGCCUCGGAUAACCUUUGACCCCAGAAUGACCAGAGAAGAUGAGAUCCCUGAUUGGGUAGGGGCCCAGGAGUUCUAUGAGAAGUAUGAACCUAAGGAGAUCCUUGGAAGAGGCGUCAGCAGCGUAGUACGGCGCUGCGUGGACAAACGGACCGGCCAGGAGUAUGCUGUCAAGAUCAUAGACAUCACCCCAUCUGACAAAAUGACUCCUCAGGAGAUUGAGGAGAUCCGGGAGGCCACCGUAAAGGAGAUCGACAUUCUGAGGAAGGUCUACGGCAAGGAGAACAUCAUACAGCUGAAGGACUGCUACGAGACCAAGGCCUUCUUCUUCUUGGUGUUUGACUUGAUGAGAAGAGGAGAGCUGUUUGACUACCUGACAGAGAAAGUUACACUGAGCGAGAAGGAGACCAGGAAGAUUAUGCGUGCCCUGCUGGAGGUGGUCCAGUUCCUCCACUCCAUAAACAUCGUCCACAGAGACCUGAAGCCCGAGAACAUCCUGCUGGACGACCACAUGAACAUCAAGCUGACGGACUUUGGCUUCUCCGUGCAGAUGGAUCAGGGGCAGAAGCUCAACGAGGUCUGUGGGACACCCGGAUAUUUGGCACCUGAAAUAAUUGAGUGCUCUAUGGACCCUAACCACCCUGGAUAUGGGACCGCCGUCGACUUGUGGAGCUGUGGAGUCAUCAUGUACACUCUCCUGGCCGGUUCCCCUCCGUUCUGGCACCGCAAACAGAUGUUAAUGCUCCGGAUGAUUCUGGCCGGGAACUACCAGUUCACCUCCCCAGAGUGGGACGACCGCUCGGAUACGGUCAAAGACCUGAUCUCCCGGCUGCUGGUCGUGAACCCCGAGAAACGUUACACGGCCUCCGAAGCCCUGAACCACCCCUUCUUCCAGCAGUACACAGUAGAGGAAGUGCGUCACUUCAGUCCCUACAGGAAGUUUAAGGUCAUCUGCUUAACCGUACUCGCCUCCAUGCGUAUUUACUGCAACUACCGACGCGCCAAGCCCGUCACCAAGGAGGUGAUCAAGAGCGACCCAUACGCCGUGAAGCCCAUCCGCAAGCUGAUCGAUGCCUGUGCCUUCAAGAUCUACGGCCACUGGGUGAAGAAAGGGCAGACGCAGAACCGGGCGGCCCUGUUCGAGAACAGCCCCAAGGCCAUCCUGCUCUCCCUCGCGGGGGAGGAUGUGAUGCUCAGCAUGUGGUAGCAUCACGCUGUGGCUCCAGGGGAGGGAGGGGGAAACGACAAACCUGAAAACUUAUGAAUGGGAGAUGAGCAGCGUUACUAGUUGUUUAACCUUUUUGGUUUUACCGUAUGGUUUGGUUCUUUAGUUUGUGAAUGCAUGUCUUUGUUUUAAUUUGAUGCUUGUUUAAACUUGAUGCAUUUAACAUGCAUACUUGAAACUGCAUGUACUGCAAUGUAAAAUGCAUUAUUUAUUAUUUGCUGAGGCUUGAGUGUGUUUGGUUUUAGUACACAUUUAAAAUGCUAUUGUAUCAAUAGUACCUUAAUAUUUUACUACUCUGGUGGAAUAGCUAUCAAUUAAAGAACAUUUGUUAAUACCCAUCUGAAA